GGGGCUGUUGCGGAUCCUCCGGCUUGACCCUAGUAGAAGAGCUGCACCUUUUCUCCUCCCCUCUCGGGCGGAGCCAGGGCACUCCCGAGCCCUCCCCGCGCCGAACCCGGAACCGGGCAGGUGGGGGGUGGGGGUAGGGCCGUCGCCCGGGGCUUACGGGGACCCCUACCCCCUUUUCCCCCCGCCCCGCUGCGGGUGCCUCGGCCAUGUCUGCGGAGGAGACGGUGCAGAUCUUGCUGGAGGGCCGCUGCUACCCCGUGAGCAAGAAGAAGCUUAUCGAGCAGAGCGAUUACUUUCGUGCCUUGUACCGCUCGGGCAUGCGGGAAACUGGGGGACCAGACUCGGGGGGCCCCGAAGUGCAGCAGCUGCGGGGGCUCAGCGGCCCGGGCCUGCAGCUUGUGCUGGAUUUCAUCAACACUGGAGGAACUGGGUCUGGCUGGUCUCUGGGCCCUCAGGGAGAGAAGGGGGGUGGAGAGGAGGAAGAGGUAGAGGAGGGCAGUUUGCUGGAGGAGUUGGUGGAAGUGGCCUCCUUCCUGCAGGUCACCCCUUUGCUGCAGCUGCUGCUGUCCCAGGUGCGAUUGAACAACUGCCUGGAGCUGCACCGUCUGGCCCAGGUGUAUGGGCUGCAAGACCUCCAGGGGGCCUGCCUGAACUUCAUGGCUGCCCACUACCACCAGGUGCUUCGCAUCCCCCAGUUCCACCUUUUGGUCACUUCUCCACAGGCUCCAGGGGAGGCCAAUCUCAAGCAGAAGCUGAGGGAGGGCAGGAUGAAAGGGAAAGCUGUACUCAUAGCUCUGGGAGACUUCUUAGGGGGGCCCCUGGCCCCGCACCCCCACCAGGGAGAGCCGAGGUCAAUGCUUAGAUAUGAUGAGGCCGCUUUGCGGUGGUUGCCUUUGGCCAACCAGCUGCCACCUGAUCUGGUAAACGUCAGGGGUUAUGGGUCUGCCAUCCUGGACAACUACCUUUUCAUAGUGGGAGGGUAUAGGAUCACCAGCCAGGAGAUCUCUGCUGCCCACUGCUAUAACCCUUGCAAAAACGAGUGGAGUCAGGUGGCUUCGAUGAACCAAAAGAGGUCCAGCUUCAAGCUUCUGGCUGUGAGUGGGAAACUGUAUGCCAUUGGUGGGCAAUCUGUUUCCAAUGUUGAAUGUUACAAUCCUGAGCAGGACUGGUGGAAUUUUGUGGCCCCGUUACCAAAUCCUUUGGCUGAAUUCUCUGCCUGUGAGUGUAAGGGAAAAAUUUAUGUCAUAGGAGGAUACACUACCAGAGACAGGAAUAUGAACAUUUUGCAGUACUGCCCCUCUUCUGAUGCUUGGACUAUCUUUGAAGUAUGUGAUGUCCACAUUCGUAAACAACAGAUGCUAUCUGUGGAGGAGACCAUCUACUUGGUGGGAGGUUAUCUCCAUGAACUUGGACCCAACAAAAGGACCAACCAAAGUGAGGAUCUGUUAACAGUGCAGUCUUACAAUACAAUUACCCGGGAAUGGCUCUGUCUCAAGGAGAACACAUCCAAAUCAGGUCUUAACUUGACUUGCACACUUCACAAUGAUGGAAUCUAUAUUAUGAGCAGAGACAUUACUCUGUCAACUAGCUUGGAACACAGGGUUUUUCUCAAGUAUAAUAUCUUUUCAGAGAGUUGGGAGCCAUUUAGGCGUUUUCCGGCUUUUGGACAGAACUUAUUGAUUUGUUCUCUUUAUUUGCCAAGUGAAACAGAAAUAUGACUGCACUUAAGUGUUUUAGAAUAUUCUAAGAACCUAAUUAGAAAAAGUAAAAUCACAUUAUAAGGAUGAUUGGCAUUGGCCCAAGGGGAUAAUGCAAGCUGUGUUAGACUACAUAUUUAGCAUUUAUGAAUAACCUCACUACUUGAACUUAUUUCUCUACUUUGAGAGAUUUGUGACUUUAAUGAUGUUGGUACUCUCUCCACCGACACUGAUAAUCCACAUUUUAGUAAAUACAUUUCCAUUAGUUGCUUUGGCCAAAAAAAUUAUCACCAGUUUCUCAAUAGCAUAAAUGGCAAAAUAUGAGUAACUCUGAACUUAACUGGGCUGAAUGUUAGGCUACAGACACAUAUCUGCCUGCCUGGUACUCAAAGCUGUGGGACCAUCCCGGGAAUUCUGGAGCGAGUUGGAGAUGUUUUAGGCACUCUCUUUAUCAGUAAAGAAGCAUUUUUAAAAUACUUACUAUGUGCCAGGCCCUGUGCUGGCAUCUGGGAAUAUAAUAAAAAAGUGAAACAGUGCCCUAGUUAGACAGUGAGCUCCUUGAGGGCAGAGAUUUCACAGUGCCUGGUACAUAGUAGGCACUUAAUAAAUGCUUAUUGACUGAGGAGGGGGAAAGAUUCCAGGAGGUCUCCUGUCUAGAGACUCAUUCUAAGACUCAGUUAUUAAGUGGUAUUUAUUCCUUUUGUUAAGGAAUAGGAAGAAGAGGGAAAGACAGUUGACUCAAAGUUUGGGGACAAUUGGGACAGCCUUUGCCUGAACAUAUCCAUAAAGGAGGAAGUGCCACAGCCUAAGUUUAAAAAAUCAUUUACCCCAGAAAAGGGUUUCCCGGCAUUAUAAGGGGCCCCUGGGGGGAGAGCAACAUUCCUAUCAGUCACAAAUAGGUGCCAAGAACUUUAGAUUCAGACUUCAUUAAAGGAUGCCAUGGGGGCAUCAUUCUUCAUGGCCAAUAAUAGCUUUACAUUUGUUUCUCUACCAAGUUUGCAAAUCAGUUAAGUAUCACUGUUAAAAGAUGAAAAGUUCAGGGAUUAGUUAAAAGGCAGAAUAACUAGCUUAGAUCAUUAAAUCAUUGCACUUUAGUAGGAUUUGCUUUUUGGAAAUGGGAUGGGGGCAUGUUCUUGUCUGUGAUGAUCAGGAAAAUAUAGAUGGUACUUUUCAUAUAUUUACACAGCUGAAGACAUUAAUUGUACUUGACAUAAUACAGCCCUUUUUUGGGGCACUGCCAUGCCUGUGUCCAGAGCCUUUUCUGCGGGAUAGGAUCUACCAGAGUUUGAACCUUUCUGAUAUUGCUUCCUAGAACCCGGGGUCAUGGCAACAUGGGUUAUCAGAGUAGAACUUUAGUGGAGGCUUACUUGAACUAAGUACUUGAAAAUGAGAGAGAGAGAGAGAGAGAGAGAGAGAGAGAGAGAGAGAGAGAGAGAGAGAGAGAACGAACAACUUUUUUUAAACCUCAGGGGAACAUAUCCUGAAAGUAUUUUUUAUCCAAUAUAUAUUAAGGAAUGGGACUAACCAACAAUGACUAGCUUCAUGUUUUUUGCUUGAUUAAGGACCAAAGUCAAUAAGUAACACAAAUGACAUAAUAUUUAAAUCCUUCUUAAGGUAUCUGAAAUAUUAUUAGUAUCUAUGAAUAACAAUGAUUUUGACAUUCUAACCAUUCUAUUUAAAUAAUUCCAUUCAAUAAGAAAUUAUUAAUUGCCUCCUUUGUAUGAGGGGGCUUUAUUAAGUUCUAGGAAUACAAAGACAAAAAAGAAAUAGUCCCAGCCAAUCAAGCAGCUUAAGUGAAAGAUGAAUUCAUAUAGUUGCAGAAAGAAAUGGCAAACCAUUCCACCUUAUUUUCCAAGAAAACCCCAAAUGGAGUCAUAGAGAGUCAGCCAUGACCAAAAUGACUCAACAACAAAAAUUCAUUCAGUCCCUCAAACAUCCAGUCCACUUAAAAGCCUGCCUCUAAAAUUCUUAGCUCUAUUCUUUGGGCCUUUCUUGUUUCUUUUCUUUUCUUUCUUUUUUUUUUUACAACUAUGAAUUCUAUUUAAAAUGAUGUAAUUUUUGGUUUAAUUCACAUAGUAAAAUCUUGCUUAUCAGAUAAAAUGUAUCAUAAAGUGAUUUUUUUAUUAUAAAAUAAA
Dromiciops gliroides (monito del monte) is the source of this 3832-nucleotide messenger RNA. It is a transcript of the gene KLHL42, whose product is annotated as kelch like family member 42. NCBI's taxonomy places the organism in Eukaryota, Metazoa, Chordata, Mammalia, Microbiotheria, Microbiotheriidae. The coding region runs from base 207 to 1718 and encodes 503 amino acids. Gene Ontology annotation, molecular function: protein binding. The record is from RefSeq and is a predicted model, not a curated record. The transcript has 3 exons.